This is a messenger RNA of Phycodurus eques (leafy seadragon), 2120 nucleotides long. RefSeq names its product DEAD (Asp-Glu-Ala-Asp) box polypeptide 49 (gene ddx49). Bases 110 to 1540 code for a protein of 476 amino acids. The transcript is spliced from 13 exons. Lineage: Eukaryota; Metazoa; Chordata; Actinopteri; Syngnathiformes; Syngnathidae. Gene Ontology annotation, molecular function: RNA helicase activity; nucleic acid binding; ATP binding. The record is from RefSeq and is a predicted model, not a curated record.
UCCAUGUUGUGAACGUGCAAAGAAAAGCACAUGAGGUUAUUUUGUCUCAAGUAGAAUUUGCCAUCUUUUCCUGAUUAUUUGUUCAUUACAAACGCGUGUUUGAAGCAAAAUGAGUGACUUUUCGUCACUCGGGUUGUCAGACUGGCUCAUUAAACAGUGUAAGCAGUUGGGCAUCAACAAACCAACUCCUGUUCAAGAAAAUUGCAUGCCAGCUAUUCUAGAAGGUCGUGACUGCAUGGGCUGUGCCAAAACCGGAAGCGGCAAGACCGCAGCGUUUGUGCUUCCGGUGCUACAGAAACUGUCAGAAGACCCUUACGGCAUCUUCUGCUUAGUGCUGACGCCCACCAGGGAGUUGGCAUACCAGAUCGCGGAGCAGUUCCGAGUCCUGGGGAAGCCACUAGGUCUGCGAGACUGCAUCGUCGUAGGUGGAAUGGACAUGGUGAGUCAGGCCCUGGAGCUUUCCAACCAGCCUCACGUGGUCGUAGCCACGCCGGGCAGGCUCGCUGAUCACAUUCGCAGCUCCAACACCUUUAGCAUGAGGAAGAUCCAGUUCCUGAUUUUGGACGAGGCAGACCGGCUGCUGGAGCAGGGCUGCACAGACUUCACCAAAGACCUGGAGGUGAUCCUCAGGGUGCUGCCGGCCAAACGUCAGACUCUGCUGUUCAGCGCCACGCUCACCGACACGCUGCAGGACCUGAAGAGCAUCGCCAUGAACAGACCUUUCUUCUGGGAGAGCACGUCCGAGACUCGUACGGUGGAGGAGCUGGACCAGAGGUACAUCCUGACUCCUGAGAAGGUGAAGGACGCCUACCUGGUCCACCUGAUCCAGACCUUCACGGACGAGCACAACGACUGGUCAAUAAUCAUCUUCACCCACACGUGCAAGAGCUGUCAAAUCCUUACCAUGAUGCUUCGGCAAUUUGACUUCCCCACAAUCUCCCUCCACUCAAUGAUGAAGCAGAAACAACGAUUUGCCAAUCUCGCCAUGUUCAAGGCGAGUGUCUAUAAAAUCCUCGUUGCUACAGAUGUAGCUGCCAGGGGCUUGGAUAUUCCAACUGUACAGGUUGUAAUCAAUCACAACACGCCCGGCCUGCCAAAAAUCUACAUCCACAGGGUGGGCCGAACAGCCAGAGCAGGAAGGAACGGGGUGUCCAUCACACUGGUGACACAGUACGACAUCCAUCUUGUCCACGCCAUCGAAGAGCAAAGUCAGUCUAAAAUGAAGGAGUUUGGCGUGAAGGAGAAAGAAGUCCUGAAGAUCAUCACACAAGUCAACGUGACCAAACGAGAGUGUGAAAUAAGACUUGAAUCUACAGACUUUGAUGAGAAAAAGGAGAUCAACAAGAGGAAACAGAUGAUCCUGGAAGGAAAGGAUCCAGACUUGGAGGCAAAGAGGAAAGCAGAACUGGAGAAGAUCAGGAGCCAGAAGAAGAAGUUCAAAGAGCAGAUCCAGAAGAACAUUGAGGAACAAAAACAAAGACAGCUCAAUAGGAACUUCAAGAGCAAACAUAUGAAAAAGACAAAACAAGGAACCGAUUGACACUUGUUGGGUGGUUUGAUCUUUUAUUACUGUGCAAUAUCAAAUAGUUUCAUAUUUGUGACGUUCUGCAAAUCAAUGACAAUUUUAUACCAUAAAAGAAAUACUCAGUUCUUGGCAGCAUUUGAUUCCAUCACUUCACAGGAAAUGAGACUGCUUGUUUGUACUUCAUAUUUACAUCCAACUGAUGGAUGAAUGUACAACUGAUUACUACACUGACAUGACACAAACACGUUGGCUCUAAUGACAGAAUGCAAGCGGUAUCUUUUUUUUUUUUUUAAGCCAUUAGAUGUUAGAAACAGAUCAAGGACAACUUGGAUGCGAAAGGUAAAAACUAAAUCUAUACUUGAUAAAACUAGAACCACAAGCAGAGUCUGAGAAACUAAUUCCUGUAGACAACUGACUGAGCAAAAUGCACAAAAGCAAACUGAUUUCAAGAAGCAAAAGGAACGCCACAAGAAAUAUACAACAGGGCCAAGUCUGUGUUACACGCAUCUUAAGUCCACAGAAGCCAAAAAAAAAAAAAAAAAAAAGUCCCAUCCUCCAUUAUGUCACCCCACAGAGAAGGAAGGUGGCUUAUAAA